UUCAAGAACCCAUAUGAAGAACAAGAACACAAACACAAAGCCAACACAAAAAAAAUAAAACUCAACCAAAAAAAAACAAAGAAACUUCGAAAAACAAAUGGGGAAAGGAGGAAAUUUUGUGACGGUAGCGGCUUCUGAGGUGGAGGAGCUACGACGGAAGAACGGAGAGAUGGAAAGAGCGGUGGAGGAAAUGAGGAAAGAGAUGUUGCAGCUGUGGCGGCGGACGCAGGUGGCUGAGGAGGCCGAGGAGCGUCUCUGCUCUCAGCUUGCCGAGCUCGAAGCCGAAUCGCUCGACCAGGCGCGUGAUUACCAAUCUCGCAUCCUCUUCCUCGUGAACGAACUCUCUCGUCUCUCUUCCUCCGAUUUAGCCUCGCCCUAGAUUGAUAGACACAUAUGUAUGUGUAAGGAUAGAUUCUUAGACUGAUAUGCAUUUAUCUUAAUUUACAAUAUUGGCUCAUAUCAGUGCCAAUCUGUAGAGUUUUUCGUUUUUUUUUCUUAUUGUUUAUAGAUCUCAAAUUUCUGCUUGGAAAUUUUAGUGUAAACAAAAAUCCAUGUUAUAAAAAAAAAGGUAAUGAAAGUCUUUGAAAAUUAAA
Molecule: messenger RNA, 593 nt
Organism: Raphanus sativus (radish)
Lineage: Eukaryota; Viridiplantae; Streptophyta; Magnoliopsida; Brassicales; Brassicaceae
Product: protein RESPONSE TO LOW SULFUR 2
Exons: 1
Coding region: 98-379 (93 amino acids)
Biological process (GO): cellular oxidant detoxification
Source: RefSeq, a predicted model, not a curated record